UAAUCGCAUCCUUUAUUUUGAAGACGUGUUUGACGGACAUUAGAUACAAACCCUAACAUAGAUGAUGGAUUCAACCAAAACAAAAAAGGCUAUAGCUGCACAUGAUCAGGAAGAGCUUCCAUGGGAGAUGAUUGAAGAAAUUCUCUCUCAUGUCCCUCCAAUAUCUCUUGUACGCUUCAGAACCGUUUGCAAACGAUGGAACGCUCUCCUCAACGACAAGACGUUCCUAAACAACCACAAGUUUACGUUUCGAUUCAUCUUAACAACCAAAUCCAAGAUUUACUCGGUAAGCAUUGACCCUAAGAUAUUGGUGCGUGAGUUAACAUUGGAAGUUCCCGGUACAGAAUCUCAUAUUAAACAUUUGGUUGAUUGUAAUGAGUUCUUGCUAUGUGGUAUGGAUAAAGUAGCCGCGGUUUGGAACCCGUGGUUUAAACAAAGCAGAUGGAUCAAAGUCAAUGCUAGCCAACCUAGUUCCCAAGUCGUUGGCAUAGGUUAUGUUAAUAACAACAUGAGAGCUGAUGAAAAACGUUACAAGACCAUUGGGUCUUAUUGGACGGACCAUUCCGAGUGGGAAACCCAAGACUUUUCUUCCGAAGUGUGGAAAGACCCCAAGUUGACACCUAUACAGGGAGACAAAAGUCUCAAAGAUAAAGCAGCUAUCUUCUUCACUAAAUGUGGUGUAUCGUUACAUGGAAAUGUGUAUUGGAUUGCUUUCUAUGACAAGACUGAUACCUUGUACCAUCUUCUUAACUUUGAUUUUUCGAGCGAGAGAUUCUAUGCAUACUUUUGUGAUCUACCAUGUGGGAUGAACCAUCCUCGCAAUGCUCUUGUCCUUAGAGUCUUCAGGGGAGAUCGGUUUUCUUUGUUGAAACAAUGCUACAAGACAAAGAAGAUUGAGAUUUGGGUGACCAAGAACAAGAUUAACGUUGAGGAUGGUAAUGAUGUGGUUUGGAUGAACUUCAGGACUUUGUCUAUACCUAACUUUCCAGGUUUAGUAUCGAAUGAAUAUUCCAGCUCUCAACCAAGUUACUUCAUCGACGAUAAAAGGCUUGUUUUGUGUUCUUGCGACGAAACUGGCCAUCCUUGGAUCUAUGUUGUAGAAGAAAACAAGUUGAUCAGUAAAGUCCAGCUAAAUGAUGUGUUUGAUCCUUGGCCUUUGCAUUGUACCUAUUUUCCAAGCUUGGUCCCGGUUCCUAGAGGUCCAAGAGAAGAAGCAUUAUUACAAGAUUAGUUUAUUACGUUAUUCUGUCUUCUUGUUUGGUUUUGAUCCUGAAGAAACUAAUGCUGAUUUGGAUUUUGUUUAUUUUUUCAUUCAUAAAUUCAUUGUCAUUGUUGCAGCUAGAGUUAGCUCACUUUAUAAAUAAUAUAUUACUAGGUGAUUGUUUUAUACUCACAGAGGUAUAUAUAUGUAUAUAUUCACAAAAUACAUAAUUAAUUACAAACGAUUAAUAUUUUUUUUCAUUUUUAUAAGUUUAAAUUGUUUUGUUAUGUGAUUUAUAUGCAUAAAAAUAAAUAAUAUAUAUAUGUAUGUGUGUGUGUGACUUGCUUAUAAAAAAUUAUUGGUUCGGUUAUUCUUUUUUAAUAUUGGAUUGCAUUAUUCCUCUCAAUUAGACAAUGUUUGCUUCAUUGUUCUAAAUAAGCUGAAAUUAGAUUUACUUUUUUUCUUACUUUCAUUUAGUUUAGAUCAGUGUCUUUGAUUUAUAACAUAUUUUGGUUAGAUUAUGUAUAGUUUGAUAUAUGUUAAUUUGGAAGAAAAAUAGGAAACUAUCGUAGUUCCAAAAUUGCACAAGUUAAUAUAACUAAAAAUAUUUUGAAAUUUCAUGAAAGUAUAUAUAUAUUUACAAAACCUAAAUUGUAAUAUCUAUUUAAUGUAUCUUUACACUUAUUCACAGUUUUGAGUUGUUAGUAAUUUAUAAUGUGUUAAUUUAUUGAGUAGUAAUUUAUAAAAUUUCUACGGUAUCCAAAAAUAAUUAAACAAUAAAUAUUUUUUAAUUAUUUAAAAACAAUUAUAAAUUAUUUAAACUAUUAGUAGUUCCACAUCGAUAUUUUUUUAUCUUGGUUUUUAAAAAAUGUUAAGACUUUAAAACAUGUGAGUAUAAAGCUUCAUUUAACAGAUAAUCAUAUUAAAAUAUACAAUAUAUCUAUCUUAAUAUCAUUUUUUAUGUUAAUAUCAUUUAAACUUAAUUAUAUACCAUAUUAAAUAGAUAAAAAUGAAUGUUUGAAUUUAUUUUACCAUAAUAUGAUUGUAAAUAAAUGAUGAUAAUUGUUUUGAUUUAUGUGUAAACCAAUUUAAUUAUAUAUGUAUAGUUUUUAGUUUCUCAAUUAUUUCAUAAAAUAAUUUGUAUACACAUUGUUCAUCUAGACAAAACAGUUUAAACUCAUCAACUAUUGUCACGUUACUCACAUGUGAAACCAAGUAUUUUUUUUUUUUUUUGAGAAAGAGGUAUUUAUUGUUUUGUCCAUCGGAUCCUCUACUUUGAAAAGAUACGGUUCAAAGU
Messenger RNA from Brassica rapa (field mustard), 2498 nucleotides. RefSeq names its product putative F-box protein At1g47390. NCBI's taxonomy places the organism in Eukaryota, Viridiplantae, Streptophyta, Magnoliopsida, Brassicales, Brassicaceae. Gene Ontology annotation, molecular function: protein binding. The record is from RefSeq and is a predicted model, not a curated record.